AUAUCUUUAUAUAUCGAUCUUUAAUAAUUAUCAUUAAUGAAUUUUUCUUUGUUCCUACAAAUAUUUAUUAACUUAGUUAUAAUUAAUGGUUUAAUAAUUCCCUCUUCUUCAUUCUUCCACUUCUAUUUAUUUGUAGUCCUUUUAACACAUUUCUUGUUCAUAAUCUUUAAUUAUCAUUACUAAAUGGUAAUUUAUGAUAAAUACAAACUUGUAUAGAGAAGAUUAAAGCGACGCUAUAUAUAAUAAGGUUUUGCUUCGGUUUAAAAAUUGACAUUAAUUUUUCACUCGUUGAAUUUAUUACAAAUGAUGAUUAGUUUUUCUUCGCGAAAUGUUUAUUAAUGAACUUAUAAUAAUAAUAAUGGAUCUAAUUCUUUCUUGAUCUUCUUUUCACUUCUAUUUGUCUUUUUAACACAUUUCUUAGUCAAAAUCUUUGGUUUUUAUUUAUUUUUUCACUUUUUUAUCAUUACUAAAUGGUAAUUUUUGAUGAAUACAAACAUGUACAGAAGAAGCUAGACCGACGCUAUAAUAAGUUGAAGUUCUUGCAUCAGUUUAAAAUUGUCGCUAACUAAAUCUUCAGUACUCGUUGGACAUUAUUGAAAAUGACAACGAUAGCUUCACAUAAAGAUAGGUUAGCUGCAUGGACAAGAGCGAGAGAACUAACAUCAGGUUUCGAACUCGAUUAUCCAACAUUUCUCAAAUCCAUGAACCCACUAAGUGUUAGUGAUGGAUCUUGGCUGCGUCUUCCAAAAGAUUUUGUUACAAAAUACUUGCCCGAGGAAGAUGAGAUAAUAACAUUAAUAGAUAAAGAAAAAAAUGAGUUUAAAACUAACUACAUGGCUAAGAAGAGGGUUACACUAUAUGGUGGAUGGAAAGAAUUUGCAAUUGCUCAUAAUUUAGAGGAUGGGGAUAUUCUCGUCUUUCGGUUAAUACGUCCUUUGGUUUUUGAGGUAUUGAUUAUUAGGGUGGAUGCUACAAAACAAUGGGGUUAUGAUUAGCUUUAUUAACUUUGGAAAGUCAGUUUAAUUAGGUAAAUGAAGAAUUUCACUUUAGGAACAUCAUAUAUAUAAAGACUCCUAUUUUAAGUAAAUAUGUGUGUAAUUUAAUUUCAAGGAGAUCCAAUCACCUGUAUAUGUAUUAUACACACACAUAUUGAUCUUUUUCUACUUCUUUCCACUUAUUUUUUUUAGUGAAUAAAUAAAUUGUUAAGAGAUUCAUGAAGAAAAUUCAUGGUAUUAUUUGGAAUUUAAUAAAAAAACAUAGACAAAAUGGACUAAUUUCAAUUUC
Molecule: messenger RNA, 1284 nt
Organism: Cannabis sativa
Lineage: Eukaryota; Viridiplantae; Streptophyta; Magnoliopsida; Rosales; Cannabaceae
Product: B3 domain-containing protein Os06g0194400-like
Exons: 4
Coding region: 600-995 (131 amino acids)
Molecular function (GO): DNA binding
Source: RefSeq, a predicted model, not a curated record